ACACUCCGUGUUAGAUGCGUUCAGCUCAUUGACAGGAGGACAAUCCUCAUCCGUAAGCUACCAGCAGAGCUCCAGAGCUUCAAACAAAACCGGCCCCUCAUUCCUUCACAAAGCCAGCAGCUCCCUCCAGCUUCUCCGUCCGGCAAUGAAACAGACUCUGAGCGAACUGAUGAGGAUGAGCAGGAUAUGCCGGAUGGUAUUUGCCACUUGUUUGGGAUCCUUUAUUCUGGUCAUCUUUUAUUUCCAAAGUAUGUUCCAACCAGUCAUGCGGAGGAACCACUUUGUGGUGGGCGGCUGCUGUAGGAAAGGGUCUCGCAACGCCCUGCAAGAGCUCUACAACCCCACACAGCCGGACUUGUCAGAAGCAGCCUUGCUCCAUCAAGCCAGGAGGGAUCAGGUAGUGGAUGCUUGUCGAGUCUACAGUGCAUCCAGCCGUAAGAGGCGGGUUUUGACACCUGGAGACCUCAAACACCUUGUGGUGGAUGAGGACCAUGAGCUCAUCUAUUGUUAUGUCCCCAAGGUGGCCUGUACCAAUUGGAAACGCGUCAUGAUGGUGCUCACAGGCCGGGGAAAAUACAGUGACCCAAUGGAAAUCCCUUCCAAUGAAGCCCACAUUUCCUCCAACCUGAAAACGCUGAACCAGUACAGCAUUGCUGAGAUCAACCAUCGCCUCAAGAACUACCUCAAGUUUCUCUUUGUUCGUGACCCCUUUGAGAGGCUUGUCUCUGCAUACCGCAACAAGUUCACCCUCAAGUACAACUCAUCCUUCCACAAGCGUUUUGGCACUCGUAUAGUACGGCGCUACCGCAAGAAUGCCACACAGGAUGCCCUGCUCAAUGGUGCUGAUGUCAAAUUUAAGGAAUUCAUUGAGUACCUAGUUGACCCGGCUACACAGCGUGAUGGCCCACUCAAUGAGCACUGGCAGACUGUCUAUCAGCUUUGCCACCCAUGUCACAUCCAUUAUGAUCUUGUGGGCAAGUAUGAGACACUGGAGGAAGAUGCAAACUAUGUGUUGCGGCUGGUGGGUGUUGGUGACUCCCUGCGCUUCCCGAGCUAUGCCAAAUCUACUCGUACUACAGAUGCCAUGACAGCCCAAUUUUUCAGCAAUAUCAGUACUCAACAGCAGAUCCAACUCUACCAGCUUUACAAAUUGGACUUCCUCAUGUUCAAUUACUCCACACCCAGCUACCUUCGGUUGGAGUAAUGCAGGACAGAGCUUUGACUCUGAAAAUCGUUGCCUUGUUUAAGGAGAAGACAGAAUUUUUAGGAUGCAAACUUGAUUAAAAACCUGUCAUUGUAUUUUGCAGGUGUGGGGUAUGAAUUAGACAUAUAAACAAAUGCUGAAAGUAAGAAAAGGUGUGCUUGUAUGGGCCUAACUGGGUAGAUGUCCAGUCAACUCUGGGUGACACAGAGAGCACUGAUUGGAUGAGAAUGGGGUCUAAAUGGACCAAACGCAUGCAAAGACUAAACUGUGUUGGUGAAGCAGGUCUUCAAGAAGUUUUAAACAGGGAACCUAUCCUGAGAGGAUAUUCCCAACACCCCAACAAACUGCUAAGAAAUUAGGCUGCUUCAGCUUCUGCAAAGCAAUCAGCAGCCUUGCACGUGCCCUGACUCAAUACAUUGUGGAAGCUAAGUUUAC
Monopterus albus (swamp eel) is the source of this 1639-nucleotide messenger RNA. It is a transcript of the gene chst11, whose product is annotated as carbohydrate (chondroitin 4) sulfotransferase 11. The record is from RefSeq and is a predicted model, not a curated record. Gene Ontology annotation, molecular function: sulfotransferase activity. Gene Ontology annotation, biological process: carbohydrate biosynthetic process; proteoglycan biosynthetic process. The transcript has 4 exons. Bases 146 to 1204 code for a protein of 352 amino acids. Lineage: Eukaryota; Metazoa; Chordata; Actinopteri; Synbranchiformes; Synbranchidae. Gene Ontology annotation, cellular component: membrane.